AUGCGGAACACCUUUGCCGAUCUCACAGAGUACGACACGUGCCUUCACAACGCACUGGUCUACGAGAAAGAAGCCAAGGAUAAAGCCGCCAGGGAUCAUGCAGGAGGAUACUGCCUGCUGCUCGUGGUGGCCGUGCCGAACCUUGGCAACCGUCGAUAUAUCGCCUUUCUUUUUCCGCAGGACUGUGAAAGGCGCCUGCGGCCGGAAGAUCAUCUGACGGUCAUCUUUGACUUGGAGAACUCUGCUCCUGAGACAGGAUGGCGUGCGGUUAUUAUGGAGAAUAUCAGCUUCACACCUCCGGGGUUCUGCACCCUCAGCCUCAUCCGGCCAUGGAACCGCGAAACCGGCACAUGGGUCGACCUGCCUGCAGACCAGGAGCCUAAUGCGAUUCCCUUCACUACACUGAUCGAUGUGGUUGGCGCGCGCAAGCUCCUUGCCUCUAUCCAGCCGCAGCGGGUUGUCGUGCACCUAGUAUCAUAG
Molecule: messenger RNA, 480 nt
Organism: Aspergillus costaricaensis CBS 115574
Lineage: Eukaryota; Fungi; Ascomycota; Eurotiomycetes; Eurotiales; Aspergillaceae
Exons: 1
Coding region: 1-480 (159 amino acids)
Source: RefSeq, a predicted model, not a curated record